This is a messenger RNA of Trichoplusia ni (cabbage looper), 3984 nucleotides long. RefSeq names its product ankyrin repeat and LEM domain-containing protein 2-like. Gene Ontology annotation, molecular function: protein phosphatase 2A binding. Gene Ontology annotation, cellular component: endoplasmic reticulum. The transcript is spliced from 12 exons. Gene Ontology annotation, biological process: negative regulation of phosphorylation. The record is from RefSeq and is a predicted model, not a curated record. The coding region runs from base 24 to 2648 and encodes 874 amino acids. NCBI's taxonomy places the organism in Eukaryota, Metazoa, Arthropoda, Insecta, Lepidoptera, Noctuidae.
UGGCAACUCAUGGUAGAGCGGUCAUGGGCGAGAAACCGUUUCCUUUCAAAGCGCCAUCACCACAAGACAUGGUGGCGUUACGGAAGGCGAUCGAAGCAGGGUUGGCGGCCACCGUGCGCGACAGAGUGUGGGACAACCCUAGGUUCCUAGUCAGCAAUGGGAACACGCCAUCUAUUUUACAGGAGGGCUCAAGAUACAACGCAUUGCACAUAGCAGCUAAAGCGAUGAACGCGGAGAUCUGUAAUCUCAUAUUGACGACGGUGGGCAACCCGAUGUUCGUACAGACUCUGUACGGAAUGGACGCUGAUGCCGACUCUUGUAAGGAGUUCGCGGGCAUCCUAGUAGACCGUUACCUGAACACCCCCGACAAGGCGAUCAACGAGACGCCGCUCCACUUCGCCGCCAAGUUCGGCGCCGAGCACGUGGUCGACGUGCUCACGUCCUUCCCGCAGUGCAACCGCACUACCGUCAACAAGUACGGCGAGCAGCCCAAGGAUAUAAUCUGCAAGCGCGCCCCCAGCAGCGAGGCGGGCGUGUCGCAGCGCAUCGCGGGCAUGCUGCAGGAGCGCUACUACGUGCCCGUGUUGCACAGCGACGACGGCAGCGCCGUGCCCACCAUCGGCAGGCCCUUCACGCCCGCGCAACCGCCCGAAAUUAACAACGACCCCCUGAGCCCUCGCUACGAGAUCCGCGCCUACGCGGGCCCCAUGGAGGCUCGCGCGGCGGACCUGUUCCGGCGCCGCUGGAAGACCCCGCCCCGCGCCCCCUCCUCCGCGCGGGCCCCGCCCCUCGCCCCGCCCAGCUCGCUCGCCCCGCCCAGCCCGCACUCCCAGCCCUCGCCCAGUCCUAGACCACAGACAUUCAGGUUGAAAGAGCUUACGAAGGGAUUGGAGACUGUUGGCAGGAAUCUAGCGGAACAAAUGAAAGUAGGCUGGAAGGAGUACUGGCCCUUCUUAGACACGUUCACAGACCUCCGCACUCCCGAGGGCCUCACUCUCCUGGAGAACUAUCUCAAAGCCAAGUACGAGAGCGCGUGCUCCUUCGCCUACAGCGACAGCUGCGCGCAGUCACACGUGCCUGACGACCUCUCGCUAUCUAGAAUAAGUCUAUCUCUAUCACAACAACACAGCCCAGCUAAAGAGUCAACAUUAAGCCCAAUAUCAGAACUCUGUGUCGCUUUAAAGUCCUGCAAAAUUUCCGAACGGCCCGCCCAUUGGAAGAAGACCGAUCCGAUCCGACAAAGGCUUUGUCGACAGCCCGGAGCUAAGAUACCUAACGGAGAAGUACGAGAGGUUCGCGAAGUCCGAGAUGUACCCACAAUCAACCACACUGUCAGCCAAUUAGUCUGCAUAGAACGGACCUGCCAAGUCUUCGCUAAACGAAUAGCAGAUGCCCUAACAUUCUCUACGUCUGCGGAACCCGAAGCCGCCGGCGAUUCAUUAAAAUCCGAAGCGAAACACCUCCAACACACAAUCUUCACGUACAUGGACGACGAAAGGUUCCAGAAAAUCGACUUUGCUUUACUACACUCCCGGCUAGCGCAGCUGGUUGUAUACAAAUUGAAGCAACAAACUAAAGAUUUGGACGAAGUCAACCAUGUACUGGAGUUUUUAGUGAAGCUCCGAUGUCCGAACGACGAUAUAUUUAGUUCGGACGAAGACAGGAAGCCGACGUAUAGGUGUCCGAGUCGCGUCAAAGUGACUCAUGUUAUAGACAGUCAUGUUAGGUGUUUAGCGAGUUUUAUUUGCGAAGAGCUUUCUGAAGUUGAGAUACCAAAAGCGCCGGCGAUGUCCGAGAUAGAAUGCACGGAGCUUUGGGAGAAAGCGUCCAAAUGCCGGUGCGAUUGGAAGAUAGAGGUGUUCGAACGUAACAGUAAGAAGAAUGCGUCCUUCAGGAAGAACAGAUCUAUUUUAUCAACUAGUCCUAAGAGCGAGAGUUUUAUUAGAAGACUGACUUUUGACCAUGAUAUUGGCGACGGUCGCCUGCAGCACAGCGAGGCGGCCUGCCCCGUCAGCGUCAACUCUCCCGCCGGGGACAGCGGCGCGGGGCUCUACACUGUGGAUACUGCCAAGUGUCAGGUCGUUGCUGCUGAGCAGAUCUCUGACGACGAAUCAGUAGCAUCGUGCAACUCUGAGGACGAGGCGUUCCUCACCGCGUCAGAGUACUCCGAGCGAGACGACGACGACGGCAUGGAGGAGGCCAGCGACAGGGCUGUGGCGGAACCUUUCAUAUACGGGGAGGAGCCAACGAAAAUGGACCGCUUAGUUUACGACGCGCUGUGCGACACCAACAUCAGCCGCGACCAGUACCCCAACGUGUACCGCUGGAGGCACAGCGUCGCGCUCUACCCGCCCGACCAGAGGGACAACUGGCAGCCGGCCCCGUCCCCCGACGCGAGCACGUCGUGCGUGAGCGUGUCGUGGGCGGCGUCCUCCCUGUCGGGCCCCGCGCCGCUGGUGUCCAGCCCCUGCGCGCGCGCCUCGCCGCGCCUGGCCGCGCGCUGCUCCACGCCCAACAAGGACAGGGACGACGCCGCGCGAGCCCCGCCGCUACAGGUUUCAACGUGGAUGCGUGUGACUGGUCCCAACUCGCCGCGCUCUGCACUCGCGGUGAGACAAGCCAACCACAACGUCAGCUUCGGUUUUUAAACCGUAACAAACGAACCGACGCACUUUACAUAUACUACAUGUGGCCUUUACCUAAUAUAAUUAUAUCAUUUUAUAAAUUAACCUUUAUUUUGCAUAUUCGAGGUUUAUUGACACAUGAAAUCUCAAUAGUAUGUGUAAGUUUUAGUCGCGUUAUUUUGAUCGCUUAUUUGGCAGCGAUAUCUUUAAAUGUCCCCUGAUCUAAAUUCAACCUUACUUCUGUACUAAUAUGAGUCUUUACUGUAACCUAUUUACAAAUAAAAUAUUUUUAUAAUUUUAAAUAAGUCGUAAAAGCAUAAUUGUAUUGUCUCGGUAUUCCCGUUAUGAUUCUACGAAAAAAGUGUAAAUUAGUUAAUUUAAUUAUUGAAUAUGAUUCGAUAAAAAGUGAUUGAAUGUUUAAUUCUAUAAUUAUUUUUGAAUUGAGAAUGUUUAUAUAUUUUGUUUAUUCUUUUUAUGAUAUGAGAAUUGGCGCAGUACUCAAAACUUUUCUUACGUUAUCUGUGCAACUUAAAAUAUAUCUGACAUACAAAAUAUUACCACAUAUACUAAAGGUGAAUCCUUUACAUUCUACUUCAAUUUAUGAAAUCGCAUUGGACUUACAAAAUAAGUUAAAUGGGUAAUUUUGACGUAGUACAUUCGUUUGUAUUUAACAAAAUAAAGGGUCAUCUUUUACCAUUAUUCAUGAACACUAUAAUUAAGUAAACCUCUUGACAUGUACUUUAUUGAAGAUUUUAUAUUUGACUGCAGAGCAGUGCUAAUAUUUUGAUGUAAUAAGUCUUGCGAAGUUAUUAUACACAAUAUGUUCAAAAUAGCUCUCAAUGUACUCUUUGUUAUUGAUUUAAAUAUAUUAUAGAUACUUUCUAACAGGAAGAUGUUUUCAAAUGUUGUAUUCAAAUAAUGAAGAGUUUUGUUGCCUGGUCCUGGCACUUGCAUUAUGUAAAUCUCAUAAGUUUGACAUUAUAUUAUUAUGUUGUUAGUAACGCACGAAAAUAUUCACCUUGUGAUAACAAAUGUUUAGAUUCCUUUUACUUUUAAUGUUUAAUGACAAGUGUUGUGUUUAACCAGUAAUGUUGUUCCGUGGUUGCAUUUGUUCGUACCCAUGUCUUGUGUUAGAUGACAAUAAUGUUGUUUCACUGCGUUGAUUAGCAUUUAACGUAGGUAGGUCGCCACGUUGGACUCUGUGUAUGCCAAAAGCUGUGAGUUGUUGAUAUUACGUCUACGAAUGUUUGUACUUUUAUAUUUGAGAAAAUACGAGAAAUUAGCAAAUAAAAUGUAUGUUUUAUAUGAUAUGUUUUAAUUCACAUAGAUGAUAGAUAAAUAAAUUAUGACUGGUUCUUUU